Messenger RNA from Athene cunicularia (burrowing owl), 3049 nucleotides. RefSeq names its product regulator of solute carriers 1 (gene RSC1A1). Bases 1150 to 3024 code for a protein of 624 amino acids. The transcript has 2 exons. The record is from RefSeq and is a predicted model, not a curated record. NCBI's taxonomy places the organism in Eukaryota, Metazoa, Chordata, Aves, Strigiformes, Strigidae.
GUAUUGAUCAGAGGUGUGGUAUCGCAGCACAUAGCGCACCGUUUUUAUUUAAUGGAGAAUAAAAGGAACAAGUAGCUGAGGUGGAAAAGGCAGAUUUUGUCAGUGUUGUGGAAGUUAAAGGAGAUCCUGGCUGAACUUGUGAGCACGGUCAGCUGUCCUCCAGUACCCCUGGGCAUCUCUAAAAAGCGAAGGACUUAAGGUAAAACAGUGGUAUAUGUUUAAGACUGCUGAGUUUGGAGGCCUUUGGGAAGGGAAAGAGAACUAACGCAACAAAUCACACAGCACAAAAUCUGUGUAUCUGACACUGGGCAGAGUAGGGCUUUAAUGGAAGAACAGGCACUCUGACAGCAAAGGUCAUGUUCGUUAUUUAACAAGAGCGUGAGAGCUGAUACAUUGGCAAGAUAAGUUCACUGAUUCAGUCUCUCCUGAUGACUAGAGCCAGUGUUUGAUGCUACUAAUACAGAUUUGCCAUUUGCCUGUUCUCCAUGUGGGGAAGGAAGCAGUGAGACUUCUGGCUGUCUCUUCCUUGGCUUUACUCUUCCCAGCCUUUUGGGGCCUGCUGCCUUUCACCCUAAGAUCUUUACACUUCCCUUUUGCAGUAAGCAGGUGUUUGCUCACCUUCUCUUACCUGUGAUGGCACUGCUGGGAGAACAGUCCAAGAAUUGUGUUGCCUUCUCAGUUCUCAUUUCCCUGAAAGGUGCCUCCUGGAUAUCUUCAGCCUUAUGGAAAACAAACUAGUACAGUGCCAGAUACAUGCUUUGUGCUGCCUGUAUUUUAUCAAAUGUGUAGUAUCACCCACAGACUGCUGUGCAGCAUAGAUAGUACAGAACAGCCUUUAAAUUGUUCUCCAGCAGUCACUUUUGUCUUGAUGUAACGAAUUUCCCAGGCAGAACUCCUUCUGGAAGGCAGUGAACGUGAGGAGCUCCUGCUGCCUGCACGCUGUCUUGAUGGACAGUUGGGAGGGGAGCUGUGAGGUUGCAGGACUAUAAUCAUGCAUGUGGUGUGCUCUGAAUGCUAACAAGAGUUUGGUGUGUUUGUUUCCUAAUCCAAACAGAACGUCAGAAGCCUUGAUGCAUGUAGUGUGUGUUUACUGCAGCUGGAGUGGGCCACAGACCAGAGAAUAGUGACAAAGAAACUACCUCACUGGAAAUGCCCUCAUUACCAGCUUCUGAUGGGUUUCAAAAUCCAGUCCAGUCUUCAGGACUCAAUUCCAAGAUCUGUAAUCCCACAAAUCAAUUACUUGAUCGUUCUGUCUCUGCCCCUGCUUCAAUUUGCUCAUCCAAAUCUAGCCUUGCAGAGCCCAUUGAUCCUAGAGCCGUCAAGUCUUUUGAGUCUUCAACUGAAUGCCAGAUAACCCCAGAAAAAGAACAUCCUCUCUUAUUACAGCAUCUUUCCAAUAACGCUUCCUUGGCAAAUAACAACCCUUCUCCCCAGACAGGCAAGGUAACCUGUCACAAUCCAGCUUGCCUUUCACAGAAGACACUCAAAGAAACAUUUAUUGCUGACAGUUUAAAGGAAUGUAAUGCUAAAGAACAAGAACAUGGUCAGGAGCAUCCUUUGGAAGUGACAAAAGAAGACAGCUUGGCUGACGCUGCUGCUAAGCACAGGCAAAAUAAAGAUGUACGUCUGUCUUCAGAACAGGCGGAACAGGAGCAAAAGCACGAGCUUCCCACAGACCAUCAGACACGUAAAGAACCAGAAAAAGAACAUCUGGAGAAGCAGACUGAGAUAAGUGACCCAGAACCUCCUUGCCAUGUUGAUGGGUUUGAGAAAUCUAUUGUGGAAGAAGCCAGUCAGCCAGAAAAUCCUCCUACGGAAACGAGAGGAGAUGGACAGGAGAAGGUGCGUCUUGCCUGCAUGAAAGGGUGUUUCCAAAUGUCAGCCUCCUGUAGCUGUGUGCAUAUGGAAGCCUGCAUGGAAAUAGAUGUAGUUGAGCAGUCUGCAGCUGAAGUGCACAGCUCAGCAAGUGAACAGAAGCAGCAGGCUGAGAUCAGAAGUGUAUCUGACCUGAACUCGGGUGCCUUUUCCAUGGAGGUGGAGUCGCUGAAGUCUGCGUCCUCCAUGAGUGAGCUGAUUUCCACUGGUGGUGUCCCGCAGUCUGAAAGCACUAGUGAAAUUCCUGCAAAGUGUAAUGAGUUGUCUGAUUUAGCAGCUGAAGGCAGCUCUUCCCCCUCCAGCAUCCAUCAGCUGGAUGUGGAUCCAGGAAGACCUUCAGAAGAGCCAUGUUUCUCUCUAGCAUCAGCCUUGAAAGAGCUUCACAAACUUUUGAUAAUCAGUCGGAAAGGAGAAUGUAAAGUCCUUGCCUCUGAAGAAGUCUCUCAGCUGGAAGUGGUUCACAGAGGGCCAGCAGCACAGCAGAAGUGGCUUUCUGAAGAUGAGCAGAAAGGCUCAGAUCCAGCCAGCCAGGAACAGAGUUGUUCCUUCUGUGAUGUGAAGUCUGAAGGUGGAAGAGCAGAGGGGAAACAGUCUUGUGAUUCUGUCACAGAAAACAUCAGCGCUGGGUCUGUCGGUCACGUGCAGUCAGCUCUUGGAGAAGAGGCUUUAGAGAUUCACAGGUUUUCAGGUAAGAGUGAUUUGGUUGUGGUGAAUCCUCCAGCGUCAUCUGACCAGCAGCAGGGCUCUGAGCAGGCGGAGGUUUUGGCAGAAGGUUCUCAGAGUCCAACUGGUCCAACUUUGGAGCAGAACACAUCUGUUCCCUCCGCACCUGCUUUGGAUGAAGGUGCGCCUCAAGGUGCUCAGAGCCUGGUCGCAGGAGCACCUGGGAGAAGCAGCGGUUCUGCUCCUGAAGCUCCGUGGCCUUUGGGAGGGUCUGAGGAGCCACAGCCAAGGCCACCAGCUGGCUACACGGGACUUACCUCGGGUGCUUCUCCUCCACCACCUGCUUUCCCCGCGGCUGACGUGGAUCGCAUCCUCAGUGCCGGUUUUACCACGCGGGAAGCUCUUGAGGCUUUGGAACAAGCGAAUGGAAACGCGGAUCUUGCUCUUCUCAUUUUGCUAGCCAAGAGUAUCGUUGUUCCUACGUAACUGUGGAAGAGGUAGCUGACUGGGG